AAAAAAACAUGAAAUGUACCAUUCAUAAUGAGAAUAUAGCAUUAAUUUGUAUUGCUUCUCACAUUUGUAAAUGUUAAAGAAAGCUGUGCGUUGAAUGUUAAUAUGAACAUGGAGUAGAUUAGAAAUAAACGAUUCCAAUAAAAAUAUUUCGAGAAAUGUUUAACAAUAAACUAAAUGAAUUAAAACUUGAAGAAAUGCCCGAGUUAAUAAAAUAGAGAAUGACUUUUAAAUCUGUGCUCUCUCAAAAUGAGUGUAUACUUAAGUAAAUUUAGGAAGAGUUCUCAAAAUCAAUAAAUUUAAUUUUUCAAAUGAUUGAAUUAGAAAACAAAUCCUCAUCAUAUAUUAGCGCUAUCCAAGAUAAUGAGAAUCCAGCAGAAUUCUCCAAUUCCCAUUUAGAAAAUUUAGUUUCAAUGAUAAACAAGACACCAUAAAAAGAUUUGUAUGAUUGGAAUAUUUCUUGGGUUAUGGAGUUAUAAAAGAUUUUAGAGAAGUGGGAAUAAGAAAUGAAUGAUUUUUUCAACAAAUAGUAUAAAGAAACUAAAAAGAUUUAAUCAUUAAUUAGGUAAUUCAAUUUUAACCUUAAAUUAGAUUGGAACCUUUUGAAGAAAAAAGUGAAGUUUAUAUUAGAAAAGAAGAUCUUUCUGAAAUUUUCACCUAAAUACAAGAUAUUGAUCAGUCAAUAUUGAGAGAGAUUUAUUAAAUAGUUAAAAAAGAGAAAAUUUCAAAUAUUUAAGGAUUUCUUGCUCAGCCAUUUAAUCUUAAGCUUUAUGAAUCGCAUAUUGAUGAGAAAGAGGAUGUAAGUGAUGUGAAAAAAAAAAUUCAGAAAAUCUCUAAUUUAUUGAAAGAUAUUGUGGAUCAUCCUUUUAAUAAAAAUGACUACUCCUCAGAAAGUUACAAAGAGUAGAGAUAAAAUCUUAUCAAAUUGAUAGCUGGAAAUAGGGAGAUCAUUUAUUUUUUAAAAUUUUUAGUGCAACUUACAACUAUUGACGAAACAUUCAUUUAGUGUGGAUCAAAUGGACUAAAUUUAUUAGUAAAUAUGAAAGUUGAUCUGAAGAACCAUUGUUUUAAAGAUAUCAAGAUCCAAAAUACAUCAUUAAUAGGAGCAAAUUUUGUCAGAUGUGAUUUGAGUGGAUCAGUAUUCAAUAAUGUGGAUAUUAGUGGAGUGAAUUUAAAUGGAGCUUAACUUUUAAAUUGUAUAUGGAAAAACUUGAAAAUUAAUGAAUUGAAUAAAUUAGAGAGUCAUAGCAAAAGCGUUUAAUCAAUAUUCUUCUCUGCUGAUGGUACUAUAUUAGCAUCUGGUAGUCUGGACAACUCUAUUUGUUUAUGGAAUUUUUAGACAGGAUAAUUAAGUUCUAAGUUAGUUGGUCAUUCUAAUAGUGUUUUCUCGGUAUGCAUCUCUCCAGAUAGUACUACAAUAGCAUCUGGUAGUUUAGAUAAGUCUAUCCGUUUAUGGGAUGUUUAAACAGGUAAAUAAAAAGCUAUAUUUAAUGGUCAUAGUAAAUAAGUCAACACAAUAUGCUUAUCUAAUGAUGGCACUACAUUAGCAUCAGGUAGCGACGAUAACUGUAUCUAUCUAUGGGAUGUUAAGACAAGAUAGCCAAAAGCGAAAUUGAAUGCUCAUAGUCAAUCAGUCAACUCAGUAUGUUUCUCUCCUGAUGGUACUAUAUUAGCUUCUGGAAGUAAUGAUAACUUUAUCCAUUUAUGGGAUGUUAAAGCAGGAUUAUAAAUAGAUAAAUUGGAGGGUCAUACAGAGGGGGUCCUCUCAGUCUGCUUUUCUUCGGAUGGUACUACAAUAGCAUCUGGUAGUUUAGAUAGGUCUAUCCGUUUAUGGGAUGUUUAAACAGGCAAAUAAAAAGCUAUAUUUAAUGGUCAUAGUAAAUAAGUCAACACAAUAUGCUUAUCUAAUGAUGGCACUACAUUAGCAUCAGGUAGCGAUGAUAACUCUAUUCGUUUAUGGGAUGUUAGGACAGGAUAAUAAAAAGCGAAAUUUGAUGGUCAUAGCCAAUCAGUCAACUCAAUAUGUUUCUCUCCUGAUGAUACUAUAUUAGCAUCUGGGAGUAAUGAUAAAUCUAUUCGUUUAUGGGAUUUUAAGAUAGGAUAAUAAAAAGCCAAAUUGGAUGGUCAUUCUAAAACGGUUUUCUAAGUAUGCAUCUCUCUAGAUGGAAAAUUAUUGGCAUCUAGCAGUAAGGAUAAUUCUAUCAGGUUAUGGGAUGCUAAGACAGGAUUAAUGAAAGUCAAAAUGGAUGGUCAUAAUGAUCAAGUUAAUUCAAUAUGCAUUUCUUCUGAUGACUCUACAUUAGCAUCAGGCAGUAGUGAUUGUUCAAUCCGUUUAUGGGAUGUUAAGACAGGAAAAGAAAAAGUUAAAUUGAAUGGUCAUAGUAAAUCUGUCUGGUCAGUAUGCUUUUCUCCAGAUUUUACUACAUUAGCUUCAAGUAGUGGUGAUAAAUCUAUUUGCUUAUGGAAUAUUAAAACAAGAAAAAAAUUUUUUAGAUUUGAGGGUCAUACCGACCCAGUGUAUUCCAUAUGCUUUUCUCCUGAUUUUUCUACAUUAGCAUCAGGCGGUGGUGAUUGUUCAAUUCGUUUGUGGGACGUUAAGAUAGGAUAAUAGAAAGUCAAAUUAAAUGGGCAUACUGGCGCAGUCAAUUCAAUAUUCUUCUCUCAAGAUUGUUCUACAUUAGCAUCUGGUAGUAGUGAUUGUUCGGUCCGUUUAUGGGAUGCUAAGACAGGAAUAUAAAAGUUCAAAUUGAAUGGUCACACUGAUAUUGUCUUCUCAGUUUGCUUUUCUCCAGAUGGUACUACAUUAGCAUCAGGUAGUUUAGAUAAGUCUAUUUAUUUAUGGGAUGCUCAGACAGGUAAAUAAAAAGUCAAAUUGGAUGGACAUAUUGGUGGAGUCAACUCAACAUUCUUCUCUAAUGAUGGCACUACAUUAGCAUCUGGUAGUAGUGAUCUUUCAGUCCGUUUAUGGGAUGUUUAAGCAGUAUAAUAAAAGCUCUCAUAGGUUGAUUUCCAAAGUUGUGGAGUCAACUUUUUCUCUCUUUAUGAAACUACAUCAGCAUCUUGUAGUAUUAAUGAUAACAUCUGUUUAAAGGAUGUUGAUUCUGAGAAAUAUAUUGAACCCAAAAAUUCAAAUUAAAAUAUUUUUUCAGCUUUAAUUUAAAAAAAUUCUUGCCUAAAAAGUGGUAUUUAAUAAAUUAUUUUUAGUCUCUACAAACAUUACUAGUCUCCUUAUUUCUCAAUAGGGAAUAUUUUAAGCACAAGGCUCAUUAAUCUUUAAAGGAGAAUUCUUUAAUUACUAAAACUUUGAUUUACGACCAUUAUUAAAAGCAAAAGGAACUUUCUGUCUGGAAAAUUAUUUAAAGCAACAAUAGUAAUAAAACUGAUCAUUAAAAAAAUAUAUAAAAG
Messenger RNA from Paramecium sonneborni, 3402 nucleotides. NCBI's taxonomy places the organism in Eukaryota, Ciliophora, Oligohymenophorea, Peniculida, Parameciidae. The record is from the annotation of a GenBank genome assembly.